GAAGAUAUAGUAGUCUGGAUAGACAACUUCCGGUAGAGGGGUUUAACAUAGUUAAUUAUUAAUGAAUUAUUAAUAAUUAGUUAAUUAUUAAUUGAUUAUUAGUUAAUUAUUAAUUGAUUAUUAGUUAAUUAUUAAUUAAUUAUCAAUUAGGUGUUUGUUGAUAUCGGUGAGGUCAAAAGCGAAGAGUCGUUAUGGGGAUGAACAUAAUUAAUUUUAAAAUUUAUGUUAGACAAAGCGGUCAAGUUGGACAUGGAUAUUUUUUGUAAUGUGUGGAGAGUAUGGAUUGAUGAUGGGACAAUAGAAUUAGGGAUGUGUGUUGGUCAAGUUCACUCUUGGUGGUUUUGGAUGCAGGUAGAUGUUUGCCAAGCAGCUCAUCUGUGCGUGUGGAGAGUAUGGAUUGAUGAUGGGACAAUAGAAUUAGGGAUGUGUGUUGGUCAAGUUCACUCUUGGUGGUUUUGGAUGCAGGUAGAUGUUUGCCAAGCAACUCAUCUGUGCGUGUGGGGAGUAUGGAUGCAUAUUUUGGAUGCAGAUAGAUGUUUGCCAAGCAGCUCAUCUGUGCGUGAUUGGUGAACUCGUCGAAGGAAAUGCUGUGAUUGGUCGGCGGUGUGGUGCAUAAGAAUGUGUAGAGUUGUGAUAGCUAAUUGGUUGAAACGUCAGUCGGUAUCUGGUCAGUGAGGUGGUCAUUGAGGCGUGUGCUAGCGCGUGAUUGGUGAACUCGUCGUAGGAAAUGCUGUGAUUGGUCAAAGGUAUGGUGCAUACAAACGCAUAGUAAAGCAAAGACAUAAAUAGCGGGAAAUUCAUAGUGGAUGGUUAUCAUUUUUGCCCUGAGCUACAGACUGAGAUCACAUCAACUUCGUUACUUCGAUACUAGUAAUUCAUCUUCAUCAUGGCUUCAUUCAACCUCCAAAGCAGAAGAAGCAGUCGCAGCAGCACCAUUAGCAGUAGCUAAGGAGAGAGUGCCUGAGCAGAGAAAGAUCACGAUACCUCCCCCUUCUGGAUUCGAAGCAUUGAUGAACGUGGUCAACAAGAUGGAGGAGGAACUGAAUGGUGCAGCCUUUCUCUCAAGAACGGUAGAACCAGCCCCUACAUCGCCAAAAACACCCGAACUGUUCAUCCUAAAUGAUGAUGACGAUGCGUCACCCCCACCAGCCCCUGUGGUAGCUGGCCGCCACCGUCUUCAAAGGCAACAUGCUGUCAUGGUCCAUGCUACACCAUGUGGGAGACCAGUCAUGCCAGUGGUAACUGAAGAGCCAAGGAUAGGAGCCGCAUCGAGGCAACCACCACCACCAUCCCCUGAAAUAGUCGUCAUUUCGGAUGACGAAAAUGGUGACGUAGACGAAACCAUCAACAAUCUUUUUCCGACAAUACGCCGAAGAUUAGACUACGAAAUGGAGGAGGAUGAAGAGGGCAAGGAAGAGGAGGAGGAGAAAGAGGUUGAUGAUGACUCGGGGAUGGAAGAGGGGGAGAUAGUUGAACCGGAGGACUCAGACAUGACAGAUGUCGCGGAGAAUAUUCCGGUAAGAAUGAACGUACCCUCUGGCCCUCUUAUAAUGGCAAUAAACUCGUUGACAAAUAAAGUAAACUAAGUUGUCUACGAGAACUGUAUAUGGUGUAUUAAUGAAUGUGGUGGGCAGCGAGACCACCCUGAAUGUUUAUGGUUAUCAAGAAACGAAAAGAUUGAUAAAUAUUUUGAAGCAGCGUUAGCCAGGUUAGAUUUUAAAGAUUUUUUUCAACCAAUUUGAUAACGUAUACAAUGUAAAAUGCAUGUUUGAAGAAGAUCAAGAUAUGUGUGUCGAAGAAGCGUCAAGCUUCUAUCAUUUUGACCUUCGAAAAAACGAUAUAAAAUCCCAUUUAAAGGCAAAACUGAAAGAAAUGUAAUGGUCCAGAGAACUUAAUGUGAAUUCUACAAAAUUUGAUUUUUUUACUUGUCUCUCCCCCUCCCCUUGGAUAUUGUGAUGCUUAUUUAACUAAUUUUUGGUUCAAAACCAAAAGAGCCAUCUUGAAAUAUUACUUUGAUUUUUCUGAUGUUUAACUUUAUUGAACAACCUGUAAAGACAUUUAUUUGUUAGAAUGAUUUUGUUGUUGUUGAUUUUCUGAUGUUUAACUGAUAUUGAAUAACCUGUAAAGACAUUUAUUUGUUAGAAUGAUUUUGUUAGUAUGCAACUGCCAAAAAGACAAAUAUCAAUUUUGAAUCUAAAACCAAAAGAGCUAUCUUGAUAUAUUACUUUGAUUUUCUGAUGUUUAACUUUAUGAAUAACCUGUUAAAAAUGUUUUCCAGUCAGUUAGGAUUGGUUUAUUUUUCAACCUAUCCUUUGUUAGUAUACAACUGGUAAAAGAUGAUAAUCAAUUCUUUGUACUUUAAACAGAAUUUCAUUUAUGUUUUCUUAAUUUCGUUUGUAUAUGCACAUAUUUGGUUAUUUUCCUUUGUUAAUAUUUUGUUUUAAACGCUGAUUUCUUCCUUGCAUUAUCAGUAAAUUUAUUCGAGACAAAACAUUUAAUUAAGUAUGAAAUAAUCUUUUCUUUGCAAAAUUAUUUAAAGUUUGUAUAAAAAAAAGGGGGAAAAAGAAAAUCAGGCCGAAUUUAAUAAGUUGUUAUAUCAUGUUUAAUCAGAAUAACGUUGAUCUUAAAACACUGAAGAAGAAAACAGGGUAUGUUUUUUGUUGUUGUUUAAAAUGUUUUGAUCAUUUUUUUAUGUUUAUCAGUGUACAUUUCAUUUUGAGAAUUUGGUUAAUACAUAACCUCUAUCAAGACCAAGAGCACCACAAUCAUCCAUGAGCCACCAUCUAGCUACCACUCCAUACUCAUCGUGUACUCCUGUGGUUGUACCAGUACCAACAUUCAACCACGCGCUUCAUUCAUCAUCGUCACCACCCAUGUUCGGGGUCUACCCUCAUCAUGAUCAACCCAUCCAUGUUACGAUGUCGUCAAUGAAGGUCCGUUCUACAAGGAAUCGACGAUCACGCCGAGUGGUAAUCAAGGAUGAGGAAGAGGAGAUCAUCGACGUCGUAUCGCUCUGAAGAAUAUGGACUUUGUUUUGAUGUGGUACACUUGGAUAAUGUAUUUGAGAUUUGAAGUCAUAUAUGUUUCAAAGGUAUUUUUACAAAAGAAAACACAUUUUUCAGGGUGAACUUCCCCGAUUUAUGUCUCUCUCUCUCUCUUUAUAACGAAUUGUAUUUUUAUUUCCUCUCAUCUCCUUUCCCUUCCUUUUCUUUCAACUGGUUGGCCAAUCGAAGAUAUAAGUUGGAAGUUCACCCUGACAAUUUUUUUAUUGUACAAAUGGCAGGAAAAUGAUCAAGAAUAUUAAAGGUUUGACGAAAAUUCAUCAAAAUAACGAAAAAACCCACCAAAGUUAAUAGAAUGGCACUUAAACACAAAUUGUGACGUCAUAUAUCUUUUGGUAGGAAAAUGAAUGAAAUAUCAUUUUCUAAAAAAAUAAAUGAAAAUGCUUUGUUGGCACUUUAUACAUAAUAGCUGACAUUUUUGUUCACCCCCAUUCAAACAAAUAUUUUAGUCAUCAUGAACCAUUAAAUGUAAAUUAUGGAUUUCAUAUUACAAUAUGGAGUAGCUGCUCGUAUAUGAAGUCAAAUUAACAAAUUUAAACUCUAAAAACUUACGUAAUCUUUUAUGGAUUUUUCCUCAAACCUUCCCCAAUAUUUCUAUUUUUUUAUUCAGGGUGAACUUCCGCUUUAAGAUUUGUGUCUUAUUUUAGAAGGAUAUGAAUUCUUAUUUCCUUUUCCAUCAUUUGCAUCUCUUUCCUUCUUCCUUUACUUCAUCAUUUCUUUUUUUUCUUCCCUUUCUCUCCCUUUCCCCUCCCUUUUCUUUCACCUCUCCCUUUACAUCUCCCUUUUGUGGGGGGGGGGGGGGUGGAACCAGGCCCCUUCAGCCCCCAAGGAUCCCCAAAACACUUACGAUGAGGCGGCAUAUGAUAAAAAGGUUGCGUGUUAUUUGAUAUAAAUACAAUUUUGAAUAUUUUGAUAUUUUUGAACACAAUUUUCAUGCAUAGAAUGGGCUGACAAUUUUGGGAUAUAAUUUUUGUAUGUAGCCUUAAGAUGUUUAAGGUGGUCAAAAGGGGAGGGGAUAUCAAAGGAAAAAUAUAAGCAUUAUAAAGAGAGAGCUUUCUGAAAGUAUCAGUCAUCAAAGAAGAAAAAAGGCCAAUACAUCUUCGUGAAAUCGUAACAUUAUAUUGUACUGAACUAUUAAUGACCUUGUACAAAAGUUUAACAUAGGCUUUAAAUCUCUAAUUACAGAUUUUCCUUCGUUAUUAUUUUUUUCAGCUGCAGAAUUACCCCCACCUCUGAUUCAUUGUUCAGGGGCUUCCAAGAAACAACACAUUUAGUCAAUUCAUUUCAAAUUGUUUAAAGGGACAUUAUCACGGACGUAACAGAAGUUAUACUAAAAUAAAAAGUUUCUAAAUAGAUGAAUAUUUGCCACUCGAAUAUAGAAAUUUCUUGUUUCAACAGGAAUCUAUUUGUGAUAGAAAUUCUAUAGGACCCACUGAAAAAAAUCUAGUAUAAUGAUUUAGAGCAAUCCACUUCAUAUACGUUUUUUACAGGCAUUUUUUAAAAGUAUCGUAAUAAGUCUUUACUAAAGAUGCUGUUACUAUGUGUUCGUUCAUAUUCUUUGAUGUAUUAAUAAAAUAAAUAAGUAUUCUGUGACUACUUAAUCGAAAUAUGGCAAUUUUGUGUCGAAAGUAACCAUAUCACUCUGUAACCUUUAUGGACUAAAGAAAAUCCCAUCGAGAUGGAUUGAGUACCCUAAAAUAGACUUUGACUAUAAUUUCCCAUCCUACCUGUUAACAGUGUAGAUCUAUUCAUUGAUAAGUGUCACCCAGCUGGAGUAUUCUUCUUUCUAUUGCAUUCUUACCUCCAUGUCACUAUUCAAAGCCGAGAGAUGACCCGUCCGUUGUGACUGGUGAACGACCUGUCAUUGAUAAGCAUCGGACAAUGCCCGAAGAUCCUCCUAUUGGUCAGACUUUGUGAUGGUUGAACUUGACAGAUAGAAGCCCGGGAUUAGCGGCAUAGGAUCAAGAUCAGAUGGAUCUCUGAUCUUACCGGCUCAUUGAGUCGUCCAGUGGUAGAUGAAAGGAUUCAUGAACGAGUUUGGUCAGUUAGGAUAAAUAGCUAUCAAAUUCUCGACAUAGCAUCAUUUAUGCUUUGAGCUUUCGCCAGUGCACAACUACUACAACUAACCCUGGACACUAUCAUUAUUGGUCAUCAUUACUUCAGUUUAUAAGAGUAUAUCAUUACAACUAUACAUCUUGGCAUCUGUCUUGGACUUGAUUUAAGUGGAAUAUUAUAUUGGCAGCAUGGCUUCUCUGACUUCAAACUCCCUGAAGCUAGCUCGUGUGAUAUUGGCAAACCAAGUCCCCUGGCCAUGUUAGCUGCAACCUGUCGAAAGAUUGGCACAUCACCAGGC
This is a messenger RNA of Lytechinus pictus (painted urchin), 5415 nucleotides long. Its product is annotated as transcription factor Sp5-like. The record is from RefSeq and is a predicted model, not a curated record. The transcript is spliced from 3 exons. The coding region runs from base 807 to 1586 and encodes 259 amino acids. Lineage: Eukaryota; Metazoa; Echinodermata; Echinoidea; Temnopleuroida; Toxopneustidae.